Messenger RNA from Penicillium oxalicum, 1038 nucleotides. Its product is annotated as Mitogen-activated protein kinase HOG1. The coding region runs from base 1 to 1038 and encodes 345 amino acids. Gene Ontology annotation, molecular function: ATP binding; MAP kinase activity. Gene Ontology annotation, biological process: osmosensory signaling pathway; stress-activated MAPK cascade; protein phosphorylation. The record is from RefSeq and is a predicted model, not a curated record. Gene Ontology annotation, cellular component: cytoplasm; nucleus. The transcript has 7 exons. Lineage: Eukaryota; Fungi; Ascomycota; Eurotiomycetes; Eurotiales; Aspergillaceae.
AUGAUUAUGUCUAUGGAUCACUCCCCGGCUACCUCACGGGGCCUCGCUCAUUUUCAGAAGAAAGAAAUUAUGGGCACUCUCUUUGAGACAACCGAGAGGUACCAACAGAUCCAGCCAGUAGGUAUGGGAGUAACUGGGCUGGUGUGCUCCGCUCGAGAUCAAAUUGGUCACCAGACGGUGGCGGUAAAAAAGCUCCCGGAGCCCUUCAAGACCGCCAAUGUCGCAAAGCACAUGUAUCGUGAGAUCAAACUGUUGAAAAACCUUCAACAUGAAAAUAUCAUUCACCUGAAAGACAUUUUUAUCUCUCCGGCAGAAGAAAUUUACUUGGUCACCGAUCUCAUGGCGACAGAUCUACAUACUUUGCUAAAUACCAAAAAAUUGGAUAACCAAUUCACAGAAUACUUUUUAUAUCAAAUCAUGCGUGGCCUCAAAUAUGUCCAUUCCGCCGGCGUGGUCCAUCGCGAUCUCAAACCAGGCAAUAUUCUCGUCAAUGAAAACUGCGAUCUCAAAAUUUGCGACUUUGGCUUGGCCCGUAUGCAAGAAAAGGAUAUGACCGGCUAUGUGGCCACUCGAUUCUACCGCGCCCCCGAGAUCAUGCUCACCUGGAGACAAUAUGACGAGAAAGUAGACAUUUGGAGUGUCGGAUGCAUCUUUGCUGAAAUGUUGACGGGCAAGCCUCUUUUCCCGGGGAAGAACCACGUCGAUCAAUUCUGUGUCAUCACCCAGGUCCUGGGUAGUCCACCAGAGCAUGUGGUUAAGAAUAUCUCGAGUUUUAACUAUGAUCCACAAGAACGGAUCUCCGCCGCCAAGGCGCUAGAAGCCCCAUACUUGGCUUCCUAUCAUGACCCGGACGACGAGCCCGUGGCCCCCUUAUCCUUUGACUGGUCCGUCCUCGAGGCAGAUCUCUCGGUAGACUCCUGGAAAGAGAUCAUGUACUCUGAAAUUCUGGGCUAUCAUGAGCAGUCGGCGGGAAAUCAUGGGAAAACUGGCGAUUUCUACCAGAUGAGUGGACCGUACGAUGGGAUGGAUUUGAGUUGA